AUGACAGAGGGGGAACAUCAACAAUCACAAUCACAGGAUCCUCAACAGGAACAUCAACAACAAGAUGUGGAAGAUGAAGAUGAUCUUUAUGGUCCAAUUCCAAUCACCAAAUUAGAAGGAAAUGGGAUCACUGGUGGUGAUAUUAGAAAACUAAUGGAAGCUGGUUAUAACACUGUGGAAGCUAUUGCUUAUACUCCAAAAAGAGCUUUGUUAACUGUUAAAGGUAUAUCUGAAGCUAAAUCUGAUAAAUUAUUAGCUGAAGCUUCAAAAUUAGUUCCAAUGGGGUUUACAACUGCUUCUGAAUUCCAUCAUAGAAGAAGUGAAUUGAUUUGCUUGACUACUGGUUCAAAACAAUUAGAUACAUUACUUGGUGGUGGUAUUGAAACAGGUUCAAUAACUGAAUUAUUUGGUGAAUUUAGAACUGGUAAAUCUCAAUUAUGUCAUACUUUAGCUGUUACUUGUCAAUUACCUAUUGAUAUGGGUGGUGGUGAAGGUAAAUGUCUUUAUAUCGAUACAGAGGGGACUUUUAGACCUGUUAGAUUAGUCUCUAUUGCAAGAAGAUAUGGUCUUAAUGAAGAUGAUGCUUUAGAUAAUGUUGCUUAUGCAAGAGCUUAUAAUGCUGAUCAUCAAUUACAAUUAUUAAAUCAAGCUGCUGCAAUGAUGUCUGAAUCAAGAUUUUCACUUUUAAUUGUUGAUUCUAUAAUGGCGUUAUAUAGAACUGAUUUUGCUGGUAGAGGUGAAUUAAGUGCAAGACAAAUGCAUGUUGCAAAAUAUAUGAGAACUUUACAAAGAUUAGCUGAUGAAUUUGGUAUUGCUGUGGUUAUAACAAAUCAAGUUGUUGCUCAAGUUGAUGGUGGUAUGAUGUUUAAUCCUGAUCCUAAAAAACCAAUUGGUGGUAAUAUUAUUGCUCAUUCUUCAACAACAAGAUUAAGUUUGAAAAAAGGUAAAGGUGAACAAAGAAUUUGUAAAAUUUAUGAUUCUCCAUGUUUACCUGAAUCUGAAACUGUUUUUGCAAUUUAUGAAGAUGGUAUUGGUGAUCCAAAAGAUGAUGAUGAAUAA
Molecule: messenger RNA, 1059 nt
Organism: Hansenula ciferrii
Lineage: Eukaryota; Fungi; Ascomycota; Saccharomycetes; Phaffomycetales; Wickerhamomycetaceae
Gene: RAD51
Product: recombinase RAD51
Exons: 1
Coding region: 1-1059 (352 amino acids)
Biological process (GO): mitotic recombination; double-strand break repair via homologous recombination; DNA recombinase assembly
Cellular component (GO): condensed nuclear chromosome
Molecular function (GO): ATP hydrolysis activity; ATP binding; DNA strand exchange activity
Source: RefSeq, a predicted model, not a curated record